UGGCAGUGUGAGCGCCCCCUGCAGGUGGACACAGGAGCCUGGUGUCUGUGGGAAUCUGUGUGGUGCUUGCAGGCCAGGGCCUCUGCUUUAAAGAGAAAUCAUGUCUCCCCUGCAUUCCUGAGCAGCUCAGGGUCAUCGUGGAGAUUUGGGAGUUGAGACAGGAAAGAGCAAAACAACUGUGUUUACGCAGAUUGUUUCCCUGGGAUUACCAUCAGACUGGCUCUGGGCCAGGGUUCACAGAGACAAUGUUAUACAGUGUAAUACACAGGGCUCCAGGACAAAGUCUCAAGUCCUCAGAAUUGCUUUCUGGGAUUAAGAGCUUGAAGGUCGGGUUCCAGUUGGGAAGGAUAGGCUUUUAGUUUCACUUCUUGCUCUGUCAGUGGCUGUCAAGUUGGACCCCAGUGUGACAGCAAUGUCACAACCAUGAGACUAGGCUCCUAGAGAACAGGAUAGAAGUCUCUGUGAAAACAAAUUACAACAAGGCUGUGCUUUGGCUCACACUAACCCUGAAGAUGGGGAUCCCUGUGCUCUGUACCCUCCUGCUCCUGGCGGCCGCCCUAGCCCGGACCCAGACCCGCGCGGGCUCGCACUCCAUGCUAUAUUUCUCCACCAUCUCCUCCCGGCCCGGCUCGGGGGAGACCUGGUUCUUCGCUGUCGGCUACGUGGACGACACGCAGUUCGUGGGCUUAGACAGCGACUCGGAGAAUCCGAGGAUGGAGCCGCGGGCGCCGCGGAUGGAGAGGGAGGGGCCGGAGUAUUGGGAGAGGGAGACACUGAAAGCCAAGGGCCAUGAGCAGAGUUUCCGAGUGAGCCUGAGGACCCUGCUUGGCUACUACAACCAGAGUGAGGAAGGCUCUCACACCAUCCAGACUAUGGUCGGCUGUCACGUGGGGUCGGACGGACGCCUCCUCCUUGGGUACAGUCAGUCUGCCUAUGAAGGCGACGAUUACAUCGCCCUGAACGAGGACCUGAGGACGUGGGCAGCGGCAAACACAGCAGCACAGAUCACCCGGCACAAGUUCAAGCAGGCUUGUGUUGGAGAGAGAAUGAGGGCCUACCUGGAGGACGGCACAUGCGUGCAGUGGCUCCACAGACACCUGGAGCACGGGAAGGAGCAGCUGCUGCGCACAGGUGCAGGCGCCCAGGGCAACUCCUCCCCCUGCCCUCGGGCUGGGCUCAAAACUGACUUCAGCUGGGGUGCCGCCCCUGUCUCUACUUAUUUCUAA
Molecule: messenger RNA, 1226 nt
Organism: Mesocricetus auratus (golden hamster)
Lineage: Eukaryota; Metazoa; Chordata; Mammalia; Rodentia; Cricetidae
Product: H-2 class I histocompatibility antigen, Q9 alpha chain
Biological process (GO): antigen processing and presentation of endogenous peptide antigen via MHC class Ib; positive regulation of T cell mediated cytotoxicity; antigen processing and presentation of endogenous peptide antigen via MHC class I via ER pathway, TAP-independent
Cellular component (GO): external side of plasma membrane
Molecular function (GO): peptide antigen binding; signaling receptor binding
Source: RefSeq, a predicted model, not a curated record